Molecule: messenger RNA, 2144 nt
Organism: Lytechinus variegatus (green sea urchin)
Lineage: Eukaryota; Metazoa; Echinodermata; Echinoidea; Temnopleuroida; Toxopneustidae
Exons: 3
Coding region: 324-1613 (429 amino acids)
Biological process (GO): polyphosphate catabolic process
Cellular component (GO): cytoplasm
Molecular function (GO): endopolyphosphatase activity; phosphatase activity
Source: RefSeq, a predicted model, not a curated record
CCGGCAAAGGCAGGGCCAUGGAUGUUUAACUCUUGGACUUGGUCUCAAAAUUCUUUCAUAAUUUUCUUGAGAAUAUCUAACGUCAGAUAUGAAUCAGAAAUACCUACCCUGAUGACAUUCUUGAUGUACUUUUCAUAUUAUUUGCAGUGGCAAAUCUGCACUAGUUGUUGAUUAAACCUGCCAGCUAGCCAGACAUCACAAGUGACCGAUCUCUCUGUUCACUCACAAUCUGUAGAGAUUCAGGACAUCAGACAUGGAUGGGUGAUGCAUCACACAAGACUAGAGAGAGCCUGGUUUGAGUUCACUGUGGUAGUUAAACCAAUAUGGGUUUGUGCUUCUCAUCCUGCAAAGGUCUACAUGAUGGAGAAACUGGAAAUGCCAAUACCACAAAUGCUCGCCAGGAUGUUGGAGAUGGUCAGAUAGCAAGUGGAGAAGAGGAUUGCGGAGAGCAGCAAAUGGCUAAAGAUGACCAGAAUGCAACUGAAAAUCUGAAUGAAGAUGACAAUAUAACUGAAGUUCAUCAGGUGGAUAAAGAUAGUUUCAAUGAUGAAGAUGAGUUGGAUAGAAAGAAACCAAAUGGUAAAGAUGAAAUAAUGAUUAUUGAUGAAGAAAAGUUCAGUGAAGAUGAGCAUAUACAGAUAGGUAACCAAGUAGAUGAAGAGAAUAAAACAGUUGUAGAUGUAGAGGUUGUUCAGGUAGGUCAAGGGGAUGUGAUUGUACAACACAACAUAAACACAAACGAUAAACAAACACAUUUAGUUGAAAACCAUAAGAUAAGUGAAGAAGAGUACAUCGCACAGCUUUGCAGGAAGUAUUCUAAGGACAAUCCCAUCCCAAAAGAGGAAGCUGAACUCUUCCUCAAAGAAUUGGCCUUUCCUUUGCCAACCAUGCCUCAUCUCACCUUGAGCGAUGAUAUCAUAGCCGGCAAAAGAAUCUUCAUUAUUGGUGAUGUCCAUGGUUGCUAUGACAACCUUCUAGCCCUCUUGCACAUAGCUGAUAUUGACAAGGACCCCAACGCCCUGCUGAUUUUUGUUGGAGACAUCGUCAACAAGGGACCCAAGACCUGCGAAGUACUUGACUUUGUCCGCUCAUCAAACUCUUACUGUGUCAUGGGAAACCAUGAACGAUCUGCAGUCCGGAAACUGCGUCUGAUGAAGUUGAAUAUAGGAUAUGAGCCUAAAGCCUCCAAGCAAUGGCUGUAUGAUCUGGAUGAAAGUGAUUAUGAGUACUUAAAGGAACUACCAUACACCAUUAGUAUACCUAGCCUCAAUGCCAUCAUUGUCCAUGGAGGGCUACUUCCUGGCAAACCCUUGGAGGAGCAUACACAGGAUGAGAUGCUCUUGAUGAGGAACAUCAUUGUUGAAGGCAAGGAGCUGAAAGCCACCAAGCAUAUCACUCACGGACAGCUUUGGGGAGAGCUCUGGAAAGGUCCCCAACAUGUCUACUUUGGUCACCAUUCGCUCGAGGGACUCCAGCGAUACCCUUACGCAACUGGGCUGGAUACCGGUUGCGUUUACCACGGAUCACUCACAGGUGUCUUUCUUACAGGAGAUAAGAAGUUAGUCUCUGUAAAAAAUGAGGGUUGCAGAAAUGAGGAAGUGAACCAACUUUAAGGAAGAGCUCUGUUCUAAAUACAGUGAUGUAGUCCAGGCCAAUCUUGUGAUAGACCAAAAACUCAGAUUCUACUGUGUCAAAUUCUUGAAGGUACUAUUCAAUGUAUGUGAAUGAUAUAUGUAAAGGUCACUGCUAAUAAAAAAAAAAAUGAUCCACCAAAAUAUUUAAAGGUGAAAAACAGUCCGCCCCAUCAUAUCAAUCUUUUUUAUUUGGGUUUUAAUAGGUGAUUAGUGUUGGCAAAUAUUCUUAUAUGUAGCUCAUCCUAAUAAUGAGCAUUAGCAGCUCUUUUAUGAUUACAUUAUAAGACAAAUCAAUUUUCCUGCAAAUACCCUUGGUCCUGCAGUUCUCCAAGACUGGAAGAAAUUAACAGAUAAAGGAGCUACAUGUACUCAUGUAGUAUUAUUUCAUGCAAGGUACCAGAAUUUCCCCUUUCCCUUUGUAUUGUGAGACAAUUUGCAUGCUUUAAAGGGAUGGUCCAGGCUGAAAGUAUGUAUAGCUUAAUAAAUAGAUUAGAAUUCAUUGAGCAAAAU